UGGUGGUGCUACGUAAGCCACGGGUCCCCACUCGCUCCGUAACAUCACCAAAAGCGGCAGACUCCUCCUCCUCCUCCCCCCCGUCCGUCCGCGUUGCUACUCCAGCAGAGAGCCGCCAAGGGGGUAGGAGCCGGGGUCGUCUCCUCCACACGCCACCAACACAGCAACGCGGGAGGAUACACAGCCCAAACAGGAGCCGGUGACAAGGCAUGCAAAGUUGCGAAGAGUCCUCAGAGAGCGUUGAUGAGCCUCACAGUAAAGGCCCCCGGGGGAGCGAGGAACCGCACGUCAUUGUGAUUGGCGGCGGCCUUGCUGGACUCGCCGCCGCCAGCAGACUACUUGAACGUGGCUUUCGCCAUGUGGUCAUUCUCGAGGCCACCGGCCACCUUGGAGGGCGCGUCCGCAGCAAGGAAUUUUGCCAGACGACGGUGGAGCUCGGAGCAGCCUGGAUCCAUGGGGCGCGUGGGAACCCCGUGUAUCACCUGGCCGAGGAGCACAACCUUCUGGUGGAAACAACGGAGGAGGAGCACAGCCUCGGCCGCAUCAGCCUCUACUCGACGGUGGGCGAGACGUGCUACUUCACGUCAUCCGGCCGUCGCCUGCCUCGCCACUUCGUCGAGGAGUUCCGCGACCUCUAUGACAAGGUGUUUAACUUGACACAGGAGUUUUUCCAAAGGAACAAGCCUCUCGACUCUGAGCACAGCAGCAGCGUGGGCGAGUUCAUCCGUGAAGUCAUGCGCAAGUGCAUCGAGGAGGAGCCGGAUGACUCAAGCCAGACCAAGCGGGUCAAGCUGGCCAUGCUCCAGCAGGCUCUCAAGGUGGAAAGUUGUGAGAGCAGUGCGUCAAGCAUGGAUGACGUGUCUCUUGCCGCGUUUGGGGAGUGGACCGAAAUCCCCGGUGCCCACCACAUCAUCCCCACGGGCUUCACAUCCAUCGUGGACAUCCUUCAGCGAGGCAUACCAAGCUCGUCCAUACGCAUCAGCAAGCCAGUACGCCAAGUUCUCUGGGACUCUACCGAGCACUGCAGUGGCUUUUCCGGCUCUGCCAACCAAAACGGCAGCAGCGACGGCGGUUGCCUAGAAAACGGAAUCGGCGGCGGCGGCGGCGGCGGCGGUGGUGGCAGAAACGGCACAAACGGAGACUCGGAGAAGAAUCCAACGCACAACAUGGAGCCGUGCUGUCGAGUGGCGCGUACCUUCCCCGUGCGCGUCGAGUGCGAGGACGGGGAAUGCUUCCUGGCCGACCACGUCAUCCUCACGGCCUCGCUGGGGGUCCUCAAGGAGCGGCACGGCACCUUGUUCGAUCCUCCGCUGCCCGGCGACAAGGUGGCGGCCAUAGAGAAGCUUGGCAUUGGCACCACCGACAAGAUCUUCCUCGAGUUUGAGGAGCCCUUCUGGGGCCCCGAGUGCAACAGCAUUCAGCUGGUGUGGGAGGAUGAUGUGGGGGAGGAGUCGGAGCAGGACCAGCUGCGUCCCUGGUAUCGCAAGGUUUGCAGCUUCGACGUUCUCUACCCGGCGUCGCGCUACGGACAUGUGCUCGGCGGCUGGGUGUGCGGAGACGAGGCUCUCGAGAUGGAAAAGCUGGACGACGAGACGGUGGCCGAGACAUGCACCGAACUGCUCCGCAAGUUCAUGGGGAACCCAAACAUCGUGAAACCACGCAAGAUCCUCAGGACUUUCUGGGGCAGUGACCCGUACACACGUGGCUCGUACUCUUACACCCGCGUGGGGUCAAACGGAGCGGAUAUUGACACAUUGGCUGAGCCCCUGCCUUAUACAGACAGCACCAAAAUCCAGCCUCUGCAGUUGCUGUUUGCCGGAGAGGCCACUCACCGGAAGUUCUACUCCACGACACAUGGUGCCUUGCUGACUGGCCAGCGUGAAGCAGGCCGCAUAGUUGAGAUGUAUGCUUAUGGCGACGGUUCAGAGGGGAAGGAGAAGAAACUCGAGGAGCUCAUACGCUAUUAGCGAGCGUUAGCAUAGAUGUGUUCGCAUUCUGUUGAGGUGGCAUCUGCUCUUUGACUACAGACCGGUAUUGUGUUGUAGCUUGGUGGCGUGAUUAAUGGAACAAAUAGAUGAGAUACACACGUUGCAUGUGCUUCAAAUAAUUUUCUUCAACCUUUGGUGCUGUGGAUUGGUAUUGUGCAUCAGGCCGAUGAAAAUGGAAGUAUUUAUGGCACCGUUACAUGUCAAAACCACCAUGCUUCUCCACUCAUACGUAUGUAUCUUGUAUGUAUGUUGAAUUUCUUUCGCAACAUACGUAGCCAACCGUGCUAAUCGUAGGUUCGAGGAAAGGACGACAAACUAAACACAAAACGCAGUUCCAUUACAGUAGUCAUAUUAAACUUUCACAAACAUCAGUGUUCAUGACUUGCUGUUUUUUUAGACAAUAUUACAAUGUGUUAUUCUGGUUUUAAUACAUCUCCGUAUUUCUGUAGUCAUAUACCACCAACAGUACCACACUAUUCGGUAUAGAAAAUGCAUCCUCCUAACUGCAGUGGAUUUAUGAAAUAUUACACAGAUCAAUACAUUCAUGAAAAACAAGUUCAUUCGUUUGCUCUCAUAGUCAAUUGCAGGAAAGAAUUAUGAGUCGAAUACAGGAAGCCGCACAACAACUGCAAAUGGCCAAACACUUUCAGUCCUUGUGAAUGUUGAGAAUAACUCUCCACGUGCGGUGUUUGUUGUUGUUGAAGAGACCAGCAGACAAAACAAUUCCAUGAACGUUGUGGUAGUUCGUUUUAUAUUAUCCGAUAUCAAAGAAGAGUGGUUGUAAACCAAAAUGUCGGUUACAGUGUCAUAGAAUGUCCUAAUGAAAUAAUUUGUCGCUGCAUCGUUCACAUUGAUUCAUUUAGCUUUAUUGGACUAAUUAUGCAAACCGCUGCAUGUGUAGCAAUGACAGUAGCGACAAGCCGUGCAGUAAUCACUGUUAUUGUCGAUUUUACACAACCGAAUUUCAUUGUUUUUAAUCUUUGUAUGUGAAUGUGUACACGUGCCACUAAAUCGUUUCGAAAACAGGUGAUUUUAAUACGUGUUAUUUUCACCGUGAUGGAUUUAUAUCACCUUUAGAAUACUGUUUAAAAGUAAAAGAGAGUAGCAAGUGCCUUGUUUGUGCUUUUGCUGAAAUGCGUGAACAAUUGAUUUAACUGGUCAUUUGAUCUUGCUAACGCAUUAAUAAAGUUACAGCAUUA
Molecule: messenger RNA, 3187 nt
Organism: Petromyzon marinus (sea lamprey)
Lineage: Eukaryota; Metazoa; Chordata; Hyperoartia; Petromyzontiformes; Petromyzontidae
Gene: SMOX
Product: spermine oxidase
Biological process (GO): spermine catabolic process
Molecular function (GO): polyamine oxidase activity
Source: RefSeq, a predicted model, not a curated record